UUUAAGAUACAAUAAUUGCAUUUAAAGAUAUCUUAAAAUGAGUACUUAAGAUAUUUUUAAAGGUUAAACGGGCUUUCUUUCUACAGUCCACUCUUUAUUCGGCGCUUCCCCAAGCUGUCUUUCAUUUCGACUGAAGUUGCUGUCCGUGGUGCUGAUUGGAGGAUUUAACUCCAGAUAUGGAGUGGACCUACUAAAAAAAAUUAUGAUGGCGUCUAAAUCUGUCGGUUCAGGUACAAGAUAACUGCGUCUUUUGAACAUUAUGAUUAAUUCAAGAAUACGCAAAUGCGCGCAUUAUUUAGGGGACUUGGUCCAAGUUUUCUUUCUCGUAAUGGUGAUUUGCACGUAUAAAUUCAUUUAAGGACGCUAAAGGUGUCUCGAUUGGCAUUUCUAGUCAGAAAAGAAACGCUGAUUAAGAGACACAAAAAAGCCAAGGUCACUGCCUAGACACCCUCUUUAGUAAGAUCCCUUCAGAGUAACAAGGGGCAAGGCAAAGGCCGCUGGAGAAAUACUGUUGAAUCCCUCCGAGAAGAACGUUAAAUAAAUAAUUCAUCUGCCAAAAGGGCUGCAGUUAAAAUGCUGAUGUCAGGAGUUCAGUGCAGCAUUUCAUGGUGCAGCGAGUAAAGGAUUGUUUUGCGCCAGGCGGUUUCGUUUGCACAGACGUGGACGCGCUGCCAAGCACAAUGCUGCCGGCUGCCAGGCUGCUUCUAUUCCUUUUUUUGCUCUACGUUGAUCAUCUGCCUGGAGUUUACCUGAAGAAAAAUUUCCGAUGUCCUUUCUCGUGCUCCUGCUCCAAAGAGUCUAUCAUUUGUGUCGGAUCUUCCAGCGUCCCGCGGAUCGUCCCAAAUGACAUCAAUUCUCUGAGUAUUGUGAACGGGACCUUUUCGGAAAUCAAAGAGGGCAUGUUUUCUCACAUGCCAUCUCUCCAGCUGCUACUUCUGAAUUCCAAUUCAUUUACUGCUAUAAAGGAUGAUGCAUUUUCUGGUCUUCCACAUCUUGAAUAUCUCUUUAUAGAAAGCAAUAAAAUCGAGACAACAGGAAAAUAUGCCUUCCGAGGUCUCCGUGAUCUGACACAUCUGUCACUGGCUAACAAUCAUAUCCAAAAUUUACCCAGAGAGAUUUUCAACGAUUUGGAUUCCUUAAUAGAACUAGAUUUACGUGGCAACACAUUUGAAUGUGACUGCAAAGCCAAGUGGCUUUUAUCCUGGCUAAAGACCACUAAUGCGACUGUAUCUGACAUUUACUGCUCUGGGCCAGAGGACAUGAAAGGAAAGAAGCUUAAUGAUCUACCAUCUUUGAAUCACGAAUGUACAUCUACAGACUUUGUCCUUCAUCAGACUCUGCUAUCGCAGUCAUUAUCUGUUGACACCUUUAACUACAAAAACGAUGUCUACGUAGCUAUUGCCCAGCCCAACACAGAAAAUUGCAUGGUGCUUGAAUGGGAUCAUAUUGAAAUGAAUUUUAGGAGCUAUGACAAUAUUACAGGCCAGUCAAUCGUUGGAUGUAAAGCUAUAUUAAUUGAAGAUCAGAUCUUCAUUGUAGUGGCUCAGUUAUUUGGGGGCUCUCACAUCUACAAAUAUGAUGAAAGCCACACCAAGUUUGCAAAGUUUCAAGAUAUUGAAGUUACCAAAAUUUCCAAACCGAAUGAUAUUGAGGCAUUCUUGAUUGACAAAGAAUGGUUCUUUGUAAUAGCAGACAGUUCAAAAGCUGGUUUGACAACCCUUUAUAAAUGGAAUAGCAAAGGAUUUUAUUCAUAUCAGCCAUUGCAUGAGUGGUUCAGGGACACAGAUGCUGAAUUUGUGGAUCUUGAUGGAAAACCUCAUCUUAUCCUGGCAAGUCGUUCCCAAGUGCCAGUUAUCUUUCAGUGGAACAGGGGCUCGAAGAAGUUUAUUCAGCAGAGUGAAAUCCAAAAUAUGGAGGAUGUUGUGGCUGUGAAGAGCUACCGGAUCAAAAAUGACCUUUACCUCUCCCUAACCAGGUUUAUUGGUGAUUCCAAAAUACUGAAAUGGAGCAACAAACAGUUUUCAGAAAUUCAAGCUCUACCUUCUCGUGGAUCAAUGAUCAUGCAACCAUUUUCUUUCAAAGAUCGUUGCUACCUUGCCCUGGGAAGUGAUUAUACCUUUUCACAGAUUUACAUUUGGGAGGAGGAGAAAAAAAAUUUUGUUAAAUUUAAAGAAAUUUAUAUCCAAGCUCCUCGUUCUUUUACAGCUGUGUCUACCGACAGAAGGGACUUUAUAUUUAUCUCAAGUUUUAAGGGAAACACUCAGAUAUUUGAACAUACUCUUGUUGAUUUAAGCUUGUGAAUUAGAGACUUGAGCUACUAUAGGUAAUAGGUAGGUAAGCAAGUAAGUCUUCCAUGGCUCAAUUUAAAUAAUGCUUGCGACAAUUAACAACUUAAAAGAGUGUAGGUAACUUUCUUCAGCUUGUGCCUGUUCUUGUGUAGUUUUUUUAAGAGAUCUUGCACUUGCCUGGACAAGGAAAUGGUAAAAGAUUUCAUAUGACAUUAUCAGGUAUAUUGCAUUGAAUAUCUGAAGCUAUUUUAAAAUGUGAGACCUUGCCUCUGAUAAAUUUACUGUAGUACAGUACUAUAUAUUGCUGCACAAGGUGUACUGGUAGCAAACAAAGUUUUUGUAGAUGAAUACAUACAAUAUGCAUUUUUAUUACUAUGGAAAUUAUAUGAUUAUAUAAUAUGAAAAAUGAGUGAGUGAUUAACAGAGGCACGUUACAGAACAAUGCAGCAGUUUAUAUUAACUUUUAGUUGUUGCAUUAUGAAUGGUGUGUUGAAUAAAGGUAUGCUUUUUGCCAUCCAUCAAUUUUCUGAACAUAUUGAUACAGUACAAUGUAAAGGGAAACCAAAACCUGUCAUGGCAACAUUGGGCGUAAGGCAAAAAGAACAAAAUCAUAGCCAGUUCACACUCACCUUAAUUAGGCCAGUCCAGAGCCAUCAGUUAGCCUAGAAAGCCCAUCUUUGAGUUACAAUAAGAAACUGGAGCCACCUGGACAAAAACACACACAGAUAAAGCAAAAUGUACUCAUUUCACAGAAAUAGCAUCUGAAACAAUAAGGCAGCAACAGUAACUAUGGUAGAGAUGUCUGUUUUUUAUUUAUUUUAAAAAAUACUAUUUUAGUGCAUGGCACGGUGGUGCACAGUGGUGCAGGGGUAGCACUACUGUCUCUUGCAGUAAAGGAGGCCAGGGUUUGCAUCCCAGGUCCCACCAGCAUGAAGUUUACAUAUCGUCCCCAUGUCUGCAUGGGUUUUCUCCCACUCUCCGAAGACAUGCAGGUGAAGCAGACUUGCGACACUAAAUCAGCCCUAGUGUGUGUUGGUGUAUGGGUGUGCUCGCCUUGCGAUAGAUUGGCAUACCGUCCAGGGUUUGUUCCUGUCUUGUGCUCUGUGUUAGCUGGGGUAGG
Messenger RNA from Erpetoichthys calabaricus (reedfish), 3408 nucleotides. RefSeq names its product leucine-rich repeat LGI family, member 2a (gene lgi2a). Gene Ontology annotation, biological process: inhibitory synapse assembly. The coding region runs from base 606 to 2300 and encodes 564 amino acids. Gene Ontology annotation, molecular function: protein binding. Lineage: Eukaryota; Metazoa; Chordata; Cladistia; Polypteriformes; Polypteridae. The record is from RefSeq and is a predicted model, not a curated record. The transcript is spliced from 8 exons.